AGUGUUCUCCUUAAAUCAACCGCUUUUAUUUUUCUAGUGUGGCUAGUUGCUGUUGCCAUUCAAAGCUUUGUGCUUUACUGAAAGCUAUUCCGUGGAUCGAAACAAUUCAAUUAAAGUGUAUAUAUAUUGAGAGUUUUCUUGACUAAUUUAAGAGUUUGUGUUGCGCAUUCCAGAAAUGUCUAGGCGAAGGCACAGCGAUGAUAAUAAUGAUGAAGGUUCCCAGCCUCACAAACGGAGGAGAACAUCAGAACCGAUUGAGAUUGAGGACCGUCUGGAGUCUCUGAUAUGCCGUGUGGGAGAAAAGAGUACAUCCUCCUUAGAGAGUAAUCUGGAAGGUCUUGCUGGUGUCCUGGAAGCUGAUCUCCCAAAUUAUAAAAGCAAAAUCUUGCGCAUCUUAUGUUCUGUUGCAAGGCUUUUGCCUGAGAAGUUGUCGGUGUACACCACGCUGGUGGGUCUUCUUAACGCUCGCAACUACAACUUUGGAGGCGAGUUUGUGGAGGCCAUGAUUCGACAGCUUAAAGAGACACUAAAGUCAAACCUGUACACUGAGGCUGUUUACCUGGUGCGUUUCCUAAGCGACCUGGUAAACUGUCACGUCAUUGCAGCUCCCUCAAUGGUUGCUAUGUUCGAGAACUUUGUCAGUGUUACACAGGAAGAGGACAUUCCACAGGUGCGGUCUGACUGGUAUGUAUACGCUGUGCUGUCCAACCUUCCUUGGGUUGGCAAGGAGCUGUACGAGAAAAAGGACGUAGAAAUGGAUCGCUUGCUCAACCAAAUCGAGGGAUACCUGAAGCGGCGACAAAAGAUUCAUGUUCCCAUGCUGCAGGUGUGGACUGCAGAAAAGCCCCACCCUCAGGAAGAGUAUCUAGACUGUAUCUGGGCUCAGGUGCAGAAGCUAAAGAAGGACCGCUGGCAGGAGCGUCACAUCCUGCGGCCAUAUAUCGCAUUUGACAGCGUGCUGUGUGAAGCCCUGCAGCACAACCUGCCCCCCUUCACCCCUCCGGCCCACUCGGAUGAUGCCGUUUACCCCAUGCCCCGCGUCGUCUUUCGCAUGUUCGAUUACACGGAUGCCCCAGAGGGGCCGGUUAUGCCAGGCAGUCAUUCGGUCGAGCGCUUUGUCAUUGAGGAGAAUCUGCACUGUAUUAUCAACUCUCACUGGAGAGAGAGGAAGACCUGUGCUGCCCAGUUGCUCAGUUACCCUGGCAAAAACAAGAUACCUCUUAACUACCACAUUGUGGAGGUGAUAUUUGGCGAGUUAUUCCAGCUGCCUGCUCCGCCUCACAUCGACGUCAUGUACACCGCAUUACUCAUCGAGCUCUGUAAACUGCAGCCGGGCUCUUUACCGCAAGUCCUCGCUCAAGCCACAGAAAUGAUGUAUAUGAGACUAGACACAAUGAACACUGUUUGUAUAGACCGACUCAUCAACUGGUUCUCGCAUCAUUUAAGUAACUUCCAGUUCAGAUGGAGCUGGGAUGACUGGGCGGACUGCUUGACUCAGGACCUUGAAAAGCCCAAACCCAAGUUUGUUAAAGAGGUUUUGGAGAAGUGUAUGAGGUUGUCUUACCAUCAGCGGAUAGUGGACAUUGUUCCUUCUGGUUUCUCCGCUCUGAUCCCCGCCGAGCCCUUGUGUCAUUAUAAAUAUGGAGAUGAGACCAGCGGUUCAUUGCCAGGAUUUGCAGAGUCAACAACAGUGGGUAACGCUAUCAAAAACCGAGCGUCAAAUGAGGAGAUUCUUACCAUAUUAAAAGAUGUGCCCAAUCCCAACCAGGAAGAUGAUGAUGAUGAGGGCGAGAGUUUCAACCCUCUGAAGAUUGAGGUUUUCCUGCAGACAUUGCUUCAUUUGGCCGCCAAGUCCUUCAGUCAUUCCUUCAGUGCUCUGGCCAAGUUCCAUGAGGUCCUGAAGAACCUUACGGAGAGCGAUGAGGGGAAACUGCACAUCCUCAGGGUCCUGUAUGACUUCUGGAAAAACCAUCCUCAGAUGACCGCUGUGCUGGUGGACAAGUUGAUUCGGACUCAGAUCGUGGACUGUGCGACCGUGGCCAAUUGGAUCUUCUCUACUGAUAUGGCUCAGGAUUUCACCAGGUUUUACGUGUGGGAGAUUCUUCAUUCAACCAUCCGGAAGAUGAACAAGCAUGUGCAGAAGAUCCAGAAAGAGUUAGACGAGGCGAAAGAGAAGCUGGAAAAGCAACAAAACAAAAAGCGGGACAGUGGCGAUGAAGAGGACAUGGAGAAGAACAGUGAGGAUGAGGAAGGUCAGUUAGAGGAGCAGAUCGAGAAGCUCCAGGAGAAAGUGGAGUCGGCCCAGAGUGAACAGAAGAACCUCUUCCUUGUUAUUUUCCAGCGCUUUAUUAUGUUACUGACGGAACACCUGGUUCGCUGCGAGACCAGCAGCAUCGACAUCAACACCCCCUGGUACAAGAACUGCAUCGAGAGGCUACAGCAGAUCUUCCUCAUGCAUCACGUGAUCAUCCAGCAGUACGUGGGCACCUUGGAGAACCUGCUUUUCACGGCUGAGCUUGACCAUCACAUCCUGGCUGUGUACCAGCAGUUUUGCGCUCUGCAACUCUGAGCUCCCACAAUGCAUCACUGUGGUUCAUGUACUCUUUCAAGGUUAGCAGCGUCCACCAGGAAUUUUGGAGAUGGCCUUUUUCCUCUAAUAGUUGUAUAUUGAAUGAUAUCACACCUUUUUAGGGCAUGUAAUAUGUAUGUGUAGUGUCUUUUUUUCUUUUUUAAAUCAUUGUCAUUGGCCAUUUCUUGUGGAAAGUAUCAGUCUUUUAAAACGCCCGAUGUUUAGAAAACAGUACGGAAGAGCUUUAUUUUACUUCAGCACCCUUGAUAUAAAACUCCUCUGUAGAAGUUUUAUGCAUUUUGUCAUUUUGAAGGAGAAGUGAUUAAAUCAGAUUGUGUUACAAUGAUAAUGAGUCUGUAAUUUGGAUGGUGUGCCUCUGUAGAGAACAUUAAGCUCUUAUGCCACUGUAAUACCAAGUUUUGGAUGAUGAAAUGUCUUCCUCUUUUAAAAAAACAACCAA
Messenger RNA from Triplophysa rosa, 3029 nucleotides. RefSeq names its product nuclear cap-binding protein subunit 1 (gene ncbp1). The record is from RefSeq and is a predicted model, not a curated record. Gene Ontology annotation, biological process: nuclear-transcribed mRNA catabolic process, nonsense-mediated decay; mRNA export from nucleus; regulation of mRNA processing. Gene Ontology annotation, cellular component: nucleus; nuclear cap binding complex. Gene Ontology annotation, molecular function: protein binding; mRNA binding; RNA cap binding. The transcript has 23 exons. Bases 176 to 2569 code for a protein of 797 amino acids. NCBI's taxonomy places the organism in Eukaryota, Metazoa, Chordata, Actinopteri, Cypriniformes, Nemacheilidae.